Humulus lupulus (European hop) is the source of this 771-nucleotide messenger RNA. RefSeq lists its product as uncharacterized. NCBI's taxonomy places the organism in Eukaryota, Viridiplantae, Streptophyta, Magnoliopsida, Rosales, Cannabaceae. The transcript has 3 exons. Gene Ontology annotation, molecular function: zinc ion binding. The coding region runs from base 1 to 771 and encodes 256 amino acids. The record is from RefSeq and is a predicted model, not a curated record.
AUGCUACAAAAUAUCAACCCUGGAACUAUAGUUGACAUUGAAAAAGGAGAAGAUGAUAGUUUGUUGUUUCUAUUCAUGGCCUUGAAUGAAUCUUUGAGAGGCUGGGCAAAAUGCAAACCUAUAAUAGUUGUUGAUGAAACUUUCUUGAAGCCUGCAUAUGGAGGAACGUUGCUCUCUGCUAGUGCACAUGAUGCAGGAGCAACAAUGUACACAGAAAAGAAAUUCGAAUAUCAUAUAAAGGAUCUUGACAGCUUGGAUAAGCGAAUAAGACCUUAUUUGCAAAAAAAUGGAUAUCAUAAAUGCUCAAGAUUCUACUCCAAAAACAAAAGGUACUCAGUAAUGACUUCCAAUAUUGCUGAGUCACUUAACUCAGCCACCGUGGCAGCUAGAGAGGUACCUAUAACAACACUUUUGGAGUGUUUGCGUGGAUUACUCCAAGAUUGGACAUACACUAAUAGGAAACUAGCUCAAAAAACAAUGACAAGAUUGACACCAGUUGCAGAACAAGCACUCACCAACAACUUCGUAUACUCUUUGAGAUUAACUGUAAAGCCAGCAAAUGAAUAUCUAUUUGAGGUAUUAAAAGAAGAUGAGUCAUGGAUUGUAAAUCUCAAAGAACGAAUUUGCACUUGCAAUAGAUUUCAAAAGGAUGAAAUGCCAUGUGCUCAUGCUCUUGAUGUGAUGAAGGAGAUGAACAUAGACCCCUACGAUUACUGUUCACAUUACUACACAACAAAAGUAUGGUUAGAAACAUACGAUGCAAUUGUGUAA